AGAAACCCUAAAAAUCUAGCUCUCGAUUUGUAUGCUACUGUUUUUGUGUCAGUGGUGAGGGAAAAAGAGAGUACGGAUUAUAUAUAUAGGAGUAAAUGUUGUGUGCUGAUUGGUGGAAUUGAUGGGCACAAGGAUUGCCAGCUUGGAAGUGGGCCUACAUGUUUUGAGAAUUGCGCGGGAGAUUAGUCUAGAAUGGCACUGUUUCGUAAAUUUGUAAUUAGGGGUAAAUUUAUGCACAAGAACAUACAGUAUUACCAUACAAAUUGAGAGCUAGAUUUCUAGGGUUUUUGUUUUAUCUGGAAAAACAAUGAGUUCCGGCGGCGGAUCAGGAAAUGGUGGUGCCAGUACGGGGAAGCCAAAGGCAACAAAAUCUGUGCCUAGGUCUUCAAAGGCGAGUCUCCAUUUCCCCGUAGGUAGGAUAUCACGUUUCCUGAAAAAUGGAAAAUAUGCUGAAUGUGUUGGAGCUGGUGCACCAGUUUAUUUGGCUGCUGUCCUUGAUUACCUCGCCGCAGAGGUGUUGGAGUUGGCUGGAAAUGCAGCAAGGGAUAACAAAAAGAAUCGUAUAGUGCCAAGGCACAUUCAGAUGGCUGUGAGGAAUGACGAGGAGCUGAGCAAGCUUUUGGGUAAUGUUACAAUUGCUAAUGGAGGUGUCUCGCCCAAUAUUCACCAGAAUCUGUUACCUAGAAAGGAGGCUGGCUCAGGCAAGGGAGAUAUCGGCUCUGCAUCUCAAGAGUUUUAGAAUUAAUCAACUCUUAGUUUUGAAGUCAACUGAAGUGAACAAGUCAUAGCUAUGUAAUAUAGAAUUGGCUUUUGUUUUGAGAAUUUUGAAUUCAAUGGCUCUGUCAAUUUAAUGUUUUGAUAUACAAUUGGGGAAGUUCUUUUGAAUGGAAUUGGAUGAACUUUUUUGGCUA
Messenger RNA from Solanum dulcamara, 911 nucleotides. RefSeq names its product probable histone H2AXb. Gene Ontology annotation, molecular function: protein heterodimerization activity; structural constituent of chromatin; DNA binding. NCBI's taxonomy places the organism in Eukaryota, Viridiplantae, Streptophyta, Magnoliopsida, Solanales, Solanaceae. The transcript is spliced from 2 exons. The coding region runs from base 308 to 739 and encodes 143 amino acids. Gene Ontology annotation, cellular component: nucleosome. The record is from RefSeq and is a predicted model, not a curated record.